Molecule: messenger RNA, 345 nt
Organism: Heterotrigona itama
Lineage: Eukaryota; Metazoa; Arthropoda; Insecta; Hymenoptera; Apidae
Source: the annotation of a GenBank genome assembly
AUUUUAGCCUACAGCCCGGAGAAGCUUCAGUUCACCGCUGAAAUCCGAUGGACGGAACGCGACAACGGGAACUUGUGGCUGCUGACCACCAGAUUUCAAAAGUUCUUCAAACAGGAGGUGAACAUGCGCGACAUCAACAUCCGAAUAAUGAGGCUGACACCGAUGCAAUAUCGGUUGAAGCAUCCGGCCCUCAAUUCGUUCAAUCAGCCAUACAUUCCGUCGCAAUGCACGUUAGAAAGUAGUAGAGAAAAUGUAGCGAAUCGCAGAAUUACAUCAAGACGCAAGCAGAGUUAUACACGAGGACAGAAAAUAUUUUAUGUAAUAUCUAUUUGUCCCUUGAAAAAA